Molecule: messenger RNA, 1213 nt
Organism: Colletotrichum destructivum
Lineage: Eukaryota; Fungi; Ascomycota; Sordariomycetes; Glomerellales; Glomerellaceae
Exons: 1
Coding region: 199-672 (157 amino acids)
Source: RefSeq, a predicted model, not a curated record
UUUGGUGAUGACAAGAGAAACAUGCUGACUACUUAGAAGCCAUGCCUCACCCUCUCCUCUUCCUGCUUAUUUCCUUUGGAGAGGCGUUCAUGCACUUCGUCGGUCAUUCGCUUUCCGUACACUCGCUUUUUCUGUUCAUCGUUGUCCCUUCACUCGCUUACAAACACCACACUCGCUUCAAAGAACAGGACAGAGAAGAUGAAGAAGCGUGACAGUCUCACGGUGUGGCUUCCCAAGGAGAUGUACGGCUCCGUUGAGCCCUUCGCCGAUGACCGGUACAUAUGGUGCCCAAUGCCGUUCGACGAGUCCUUGCCCAUCGAGCAGACGUCGUUCAUCGACAUGGGAAACAGUCCCGUCCAACCAACAAACCGCGAGCUGACGACUCAUGAGCCUCCGGCCCCGCCGCCUCCGGCUGUGCUGGCAGGGCCAGGGGACUUGUCCACCUCUGACACAGAGUCCGAUGGGGAAGUACCCUCGAGAAAGAUCGGCCAUAAUCUCGGCCGGGGCAGACGGAGGCCCAGCGGGAUGCAGCCGGCACGGCAGAAGCGCUCCGUGGUAGGGGGUGGGUCAAGAGGUAGCAGGGGUUUCGCCGUGCACCUGGGACUGAAUCUCGACAUCGAGGUGACGCUGAAGGCGAGAAUCUUUGGGAAUCUAGAGAUGAGUGCAUUGUAAGUCGCCCGCUGGUCCUCUCGACACGUGGCUGGGUCGUUCUGAUUCCGAAGAAGUGAUGAAUUAUGAAGAAAACGCCCGCGACGAUGGAAAUGAAGUUGGACAUCGAAGAUUAAACAAGGAAGACGAGAGUUCCAACCAUAAAGCACCUCAAGCCGAGCUCAACUUUGAAAAUGAAGAAAAAUGACUUCAGGCAGAGAGUUCUAUCACAACCACUCGUGGGGGAACGAGAAGUGGCACUUGCAACCAGGCGGAAGCAUAGUAGCGUCUCCCAACUCCGCCCACACCCACGCAGGAGCAGCUAGAGGAGGAAUAAACAAACAGGUAGCAGUAUCUUGCGAUAAUUAUGGAGCCAUUGGAUAAGCAUAGCUGUUGAAAGAUCUGGACGAGACCAGGACUUCCCAGAGAAUUGGGAGAUGCGCCUUGUGACGGGAUUGAGUCGAGAAGUAGAGCCUCUGGUGUGCUCUCCAAAACCAGUAGUAAACAACUGCGAUCGGAUGGUGCGUCGCACUAGGACUGAAUGUGAUAGCGAUGCUAGUUUAAU